Nylanderia fulva is the source of this 1487-nucleotide messenger RNA. It is a transcript of the gene Sar1, whose product is annotated as Secretion-associated Ras-related 1. Gene Ontology annotation, molecular function: GTP binding; GTPase activity. Lineage: Eukaryota; Metazoa; Arthropoda; Insecta; Hymenoptera; Formicidae. Gene Ontology annotation, biological process: intracellular protein transport. The record is from RefSeq and is a predicted model, not a curated record.
CAAACAUAUAUUAGUUGACAGUUGAGAGCUAACAGCUGUUCGGCCUUUAACGUCUUGUGCGCGCGAAAAUCUCCGAACGAUCGCUCCUCGAUUUUACGUCUCCGCGUGUCAAGUUAAAAGUCUUUGCACGAGAAACUAAAGUGUCAGUGAACGAAAGAGAGAAGAGAGAGAGAGAGGGAGAGAAGAGAGAAAGAUCUCCGAGUCAUUCAUUAGUUAACACACAUAACAUAUAUCCGGAACUAGACGAGACACAGUCGUAGCUACAAAUAUGUUUAUUUGGGACUGGUUUGCCGGAGUGCUGAAUUAUCUUGGACUAUGGAAGAAGAGUGGCAAACUUCUCUUCUUAGGUUUGGAUAAUGCAGGCAAAACAACGCUGCUUCAUAUGCUCAAGGAUGAUCGUUUAGCUCAACAUGUACCCACAUUGCAUCCAACAUCCGAAGAACUGUCUAUUGGAAAUAUGAGAUUUACAACUUUUGAUCUGGGAGGCCAUACUCAAGCACGUCGUGUAUGGAAGGAUUACUUUCCGGCCGUGGACGCGAUAGUAUUCCUCGUUGACGCGAGUGAUAGAACAAGAUUACCAGAAUCAAAAGCCGAGCUAGAUGCAUUAUUAACUGAUGAACAACUCAGCGCGUGUCCGGUUCUUGUGUUAGGCAAUAAAAUUGACAAACCAUCAGCAGCUUCGGAGGAUGAACUUAGGAAUUUCUUCAAUCUGUAUGGGCAAACAACAGGAAAGGGCAAAGUCGCUCGUAAUGAGAUACCCGGCCGUCCACUGGAACUAUUUAUGUGCUCAGUUUUGAAGCGACAGGGAUAUGGGGAAGGCUUCCGUUGGCUUGCACAGUAUAUCGAUUGAACGUAUCUAUUAUUGUACACACAUGACAGACAGAUUCUCUCUCAACAGUUUCAUCAUACAUUUCUCUUUCCUCUGAUAACGGUAUCGAUACUGGAAUUGUAAUAUCUUCACAUGAAAUCAGCAGCAUAGGAAAGGAGUACCAUUUCAUCGAUCUCAAAAGAGAUAGAGAAUCCAAGCAGUAAACGAAAUUCGAGAAGAUUUUUCACAAAUAGAGACAAAUUUUCUCGAAAAUAAUGUACACGCGAAUGAUAGGACUUUAAUUUUCCUUAUUUGACAUUGACGUGCAAAAAAACUCGGGGAAAGUGUCGUACCUUUUUCUGAAUUCUUUGAAUUUCAUCAUAGAUUUUAUGGAAUCCUAUCAUUUUGCGAGUCACUAGAAGAAUAAUCAUUAAUACGUGCUGAAAAAUGAAAUAAAAACGUUUUGAUAAAUAAAACUAAUAAAUUAUUUAAGAAUUCCAGGUUUGUAGAUUUAUUUUUUCUUUUUGGUCAGCGAUAUAUUUAACGGUCAAUAAUUUCAUGUGUUUUAUGAUUUCUAAAAAGUUGAAGAAAUGUAAUACGUAAUAAUUUAUGAAAGAUUGCUAAUAUUCCCAUUUUGUUUUUUGUGUGAAUAAUUUAUAAAAUUAAUAGUAUAUUAUAG